This is a messenger RNA of Gossypium raimondii (Peruvian cotton), 4254 nucleotides long. RefSeq lists its product as uncharacterized. The record is from RefSeq and is a predicted model, not a curated record. Lineage: Eukaryota; Viridiplantae; Streptophyta; Magnoliopsida; Malvales; Malvaceae. The transcript is spliced from 12 exons. The coding region runs from base 200 to 3250 and encodes 1016 amino acids.
AUUUACACGCAAAGGGGCCACAGUAGUAGCAGCAAAUUCCAACAUUUUUGCAUUUCUGAAUUUUCAAUUGUUUAGAUUUUAGAUCUCCUUUUACCGCGAAUUAUCAAAACCCUAGCUGGAUCCGCCAUCGCCACCGUGACCACAGCUCCCUUUUAUUCUCUCUCUUUCAGAGGGGGAGGUGAUCGAGUGAUCUAUAAAAAUGCAACACAUUCCGUCUACGGUCGAGGAACAGUUGUUUUUGAAAGCGAUCAAGGAAGAAAGUCCGUGGGAGAAUUUGCCUAAACGGCUUCAAGCCAAUCUUAAUUCUAAAGAAGAAUGGCACAGAAAGAUCAUUGAGCAUUGUAUCAAGAAAAGGCUCCAAUGGAACACUUCUUUUGCUCGCAAAGUAUGUAAAGAAGGCGAAUAUUAUGAGGACAUGAUGCGUUACUUGCGAAGGAAUCUAGCGUUAUUCCCUUACCACCUUGCGGAGUAUGUUUGCCGUGUCAUGAGGGUCUCUCCUUUCCGAUAUUACUGUGAUAUGAUAUUUGAGGUUAUGAAAAAUGAGCAACCUUAUGACAGUAUACCAAAUUUCAGUGCUGCUGAUGCCUUGAGACUUACUGGAAUAGGAAGAAAUGAAUUUAUUGAUAUCAUGAACAAAUGCCGGUCUAAGAAAAUUAUGUGGAAGCUCAACAAGUCGAUUGCAAAAGAGUUGUUACCUACCCAACCUGUGGACUUCCAAAUUGAACCUUGGUGGGGAAUUUGUCUUGUUAACUUUACUCUAGAAGAGUUUAAGAAACUUUCAGAAGAAGAAAUGGCAACAAUAGAUAAAAUCUGCAAAGAAGAAGCUAAUGCAUUUAUCCUGUUUGAUCCUGACAUUGUAAAAGGUCUUUAUCGACGGGGGUUGGUCUAUUUUGAUGUUCCUGUCUAUCCAGAUGACCGGUUUAAAGUUUCUAAGCUAGAAGGAUUCAUUUCAAACAAGGAGCAGUCCUAUGAGGAUCCUAUUGAGGAGUUGCUCUAUGCAGUUUUUGUUGUAUCAAGUGAGAAUGCUACUGUUGCUGAACUGGCAUCAACCUUACAAGCGGAUCUUAGUCAACUGCAGGCUGCUGCAUCUUUUGUUUGUCGCUUGGGAUGGGCUACAAAAGUAAUUGAUCCUUCGUCUGUGCUUCAAGAAAAUACAAGCGUACCUCCCCAUGGUGUCAGCCUUGCAGAUGAAGAAGAAACUUCUCACCGUAGUUCAACCUCUGCAAAUGUGUCCACCGAUGGUGAGGCUGCUCAACAAGGAGAUGUUUGGGGGACAGAAAACCACGGGCCUCGUUCUAGCGAUACUAGGGUUGCUUUUGUUGUUGAUGCUAAUAUAACAUCUUAUCUUAUGAUGGGCUCUGUUUCACCAGGAUUGAAAUCUCACGCUGUGACGCUAUAUGAAGCUGGGAAAUUAGGCCAUGCUAGCAUCGCGGAUCUUUGCAAAGACUUGAGCACAUUGGAGGGAGCAAAAUUUGAGGGGGAGUUGCAGGAAUUUGCUAACCAUGCAUUUAGUCUUCGUUGUGUCCUGGAGUGUCUACUAUCAGGUGGUGUUGCCACUGAUAAUAGAUUUGUGAAAAUGGCUGAUAGAAUGGGAGUGUCAGCUUCAGGUUAUGAUGAGUCUACCAUGAUAGUCGACACUUCACUGAUGGAUGUAUCAGAUCAAUCUGCUGCUAAUGAAACUGAAGUAAACAUUAACGGUACCGAUAAUUUAGAAUCAUCACAGGAAGAUUCUGUUCUGGAUGACUCUGUUGUACCUGAAACUGCUGGUGAUGACAGAUCUGUUACCAUAUCAGAAGAUGGCAAGCCCUCGAGUGAGGUUUCCAAGUCAGAUCAGAAUGUCCAGAAUGAUGAGAAAAUGAUACGGAUGGAAGUGACUGACAUGGGAAAAGGAACUUUCAGGAAGAAAAAGAAAUACAGAUUGGAUAUCCUCCGCUGUGAAAGUUUGGCUGCUUUGCCAAAGGCAACCUUAGAUCGGUUAUUUCUUCGUGACUAUGAUAUUAUUGUGUCUAUGAUUCCUCUUCCACAUUCAUCUGUUCUUCCUGGACGAACAGGUCCUAUUCAUUUUGGUCCUCCCUCUCACUCAUCUAUGACACCAUGGAUGAAAUUGGUGCUAUAUUCAACGGUGGCCAGUGGACCCGUAUCAGUUGUUCUGAUGAAAGGACAAUGUCUACGCUUGUUGCCUGCACCAUUAGCUGGUUGUGAGAAAGCCCUUGUAUGGUCUUGGGAUGAUUCAACAAUUGGAGGCUUAGGUGGAAAGUUUGAAGGAAAUUUAGUUAAGGGAAGCGUACUUUUACACUGUUUGAAUUCUCUUCUCAAAUAUUCUGCUGUUAUAGUGCAGCCCUUCAGCAGAUAUGAUCUUGAUGGUUCUGGAAAAGUUGUUACACUUGACAUACCCUUGCCCCUUAAGAAUUCUGAUGGUUCAGUUGCUCAUGUGAGGGAUGAGCUAGGACUAUGUGUGGCGGAACGUUCAAAAUUAAAUGAUCUAUUAACUAAUUUGGCUGACCAGAUACAGUUCUGGACAGUCGGUUACAUUCGAGUGCUAAGACUAUUUAAAGAAAGAGAUAUGGAUCAUUUUGGUCCGGAUAAAGAGAUAUAUGAAUGGGUUCCAUUGACUGUUGAAUUUGGGAUGCCACUUUUCAACCCUAAGUUAUGCAAGAGUAUAUGUGAAAGGAUUGUCUCGUCUGAGUUACUUCAAUCAGACUCACUUACUGAGCAUCAUGAUUCAAUGCAAAGCAUACGUAGAAUGUUGCGUGAGGUUUGUGCAGAGUAUCAGGCAACAGGUCUUGCGGCAAAACUUUUGUACCAAAAGGAGCAGCAAAAGGAUCAUCCGAAGGACACAAAACAAUCAAAGAAACUCAUGAACUAUGCUAGUGGGAAGUGGAACCCACUGCUAGAUCCUUCUUCUCCCAUUUCUGGAAUGUCUAGUGAGCGUCAAAGAUUAAAACUUGCCAGUCGCCAGCGUUGUCGGACUGAAGUUUUGAGCUUUGAUGGUAGCAUUCUUAGAGCAUAUGCCCUAGCCCCUGCAUAUGAAGUUGCCACAAGACCUGUUGAAGAUUCCACCUCAGCAACCACAACAAAAGUUGAUUCUGAUGAAACUGACAGCAACGAAGUUAUCCUUCCUGGCGUGAACCUUAUUUUUGAUGGUGCUGAGUUGCAUCCCUUUGAUAUAGCUGCUUGCCUGCAGGCUCGCCAGCCAAUUUCCUUAAUCGCAGAGGCAGCUGCAGCCUCCUCAUCUUUUGCAGUUAAAUAGGUCUUAUGAAUAUGAGAAGUGUGGAUUGAAUAUCUUGUCGGUAUAUUGACAAAUGGAAGUUAUUUUGUCCUUCAUACUGCAUUAUUCUGGUUAUCGCUUCAUCUGCGUCAUCUUUGAUAUCAUUCUAUGGAUCUGAGCUGGCAGUUCAAUCGAAGGUAAUAUCAUGGUCUUUUUCCCCUUGAUAACAUCAUACAUAUUUGUUUCAUUGCUUUCAUAUGUUUCUAGUUAUAUUUUCAAUUAUCUGGUACAAUAUUAGCAGCCCCUUAGCUGUCUGAGGACUGCUAUUGGUUUGGUGUAGAAUACGAAGCAGCUAAUUGAGGGUUAACUCGUUACCUUGUAGUAUCUACGGGGCUUCAUUAUAAUAGUUUAUAUAUUUAGGGUUUAUUUGGUAUUUUAAAUUUAUAUCAGGGUUUAGGAUCUUAGUUUUUAUGUCUUGUUUUGAGUUCAAUUCUUUUAGGAUGAGCAAUGACUUGAAUGGAAUCUUACAUAAAUCAAUUAACUCUUUCUACCGUGAUAGGGAAUAUAAUAUUUUAGCGCUGUUGCUAUUGUCAACUAUUUGAUGCUUAGAUUUCAAAUUUAAAACUGUGCCCCAUCUGCUUCAGUUGAUGUUAUUGUAGGGCAGGGUAGUGUUAUAAAGCCAAUGAGGCCCUGGCUUAGUAGCAAUGAAGAGGCCUUCCCAAACAUACUAUAUCUACAUUGCUUGAAGGCUGCUUCCAGAUUGCUUUUGCUUUUUUAUUUUUUUUGGGGGGGGGGGGGGGGUUAAGUGCAUGUAUUGUGAAAGAAAAGAGAAUGCUUGUUUGUGAUAUGUGAGUUGAUUACUUAAAUGUAAACCCCUUUUUUAUUGUUGCUUAUUGGGUGCAGUAAGAGAUAGAAACUAUAUUUUACAUGAUAUACUUUACUUAUAUAAAUAUAGGAAUACAAUAUAAGUUUGUUUUCUGUAUUGAGAAUUGUAAACAGUUUCAGUUUUGUGUCAGUUAAUACAUUUCAAUAUUUUUAUUUCAAAA